Messenger RNA from Theobroma cacao (cacao), 1414 nucleotides. RefSeq lists its product as uncharacterized. The record is from RefSeq and is a predicted model, not a curated record. Lineage: Eukaryota; Viridiplantae; Streptophyta; Magnoliopsida; Malvales; Malvaceae.
CCCCACCCACAAAUGAACAGAGCAAAGCAAGCAGUAGUCAACAACGUUGACGCUCCCUCCAAAAAUCAUUUCUCUUUCUCUCUCCGUCAAAUUCCACAUUAAAUAAAUAAAAAAAAAACACUUGUUUCUUUUAUAUAAAUCUUCUCAAAUCUACCUUCCUCCCUCAAACUUUCUGUCUUUCUACUUUUAAGUUUUUUUCUUUGUGCGUACAAUGCCACAGGGCAAUUUAGAAACCCUUGUUUCUGCCUGCGCCGGCGGCUCUUGCGACAACAAAAUCGUCUGCGAGACUUUAGCAACCACCGAUGGCGAUCCCGACGACCACCAACUCCAUACGGCGGACAAACCAGGCGAAGAAGAAAUCCCGUCCGAUUUCCCGCCAGAAUCGUUUUGGUUAUCCAAAGACGCCGAGCUCGACUGGUUCGAUCAAAACGCUUUCUACGAACGGAAAGAGUCGCAGAAAGGAAACUCAGUUUCGAACUCCACAAAUCUUAACCCUAAUGUCAACUCAAACUCCAAUUCUCAACGCUUUUCGUUGAGGAAAUCGAAAGCUUCGAUCAUCGGAUUACCGAAACCGCAGAAAUCUUGCUUUGUUGAAACAAAGAACAGGAAGAACGCUAAGCCUGGAAACACUAGAUUGUUUCCUAAAAGGUCCGGCUCGGUUAAAUCGGAUCCGCCCGUUAUUGAACCGUCUUCGCCUAAGGUUUCUUGCAUGGGAAGAGUGAGAUCGAAGCGAGACCGGAAUCGCCGACUAAAAAAGAACCUCCAAAAAUCGGCCGAAGUCGAAACAAUUCAAGAGAAAACGACGAGAAAAAAAGGCGGUUUCUUUUCGAGUUUUCGUGCUAUUUUUCGGUCCAAUAGGAAAGAACGUGAACUGCACGCUCUUCCGGUAGCGCCAUCGCCGCCAAGGAACAGCGACAUUAGGACGCGUUUGCCGCCAGAUGAUCGUGAUGCAAUAUCGAUAGCGCCUGAAAUUGCGGAGAGUGAACCGGUUCUUGAGCCGGUCAGUAUAGGCGGAAUGAAGCGGUUCGCGUCUGGCAGGAGAUCGGAGCCGUUAAUCUGAACCGUGGAAGAAAAAGCUUUUUGUUUUUUUUACUAGUGGUGGGCCAUAGCUAAUGGCGUGCGUUGGUCUGCCGUCGUGGUUGGGUAACUUGUGGGUCCCGCCCAAUGUUUAAAUUUUCUUCGCGGUGACGUGGCAUGUUGAUUAACGGUUUGGUAAGGUAAAAAAAGCACAAAUUUUCCAAUUCCCCGUCUGUUUUUGUCUUUUUUUUUUUUUAAUUAUGAUUUGUUUUUACUUGAUAAGGGUGUUUGUACAUAUGAGUGAUUUUGGCGUGCACAGUUUGUAAAUUUUAUUGUUACUUUAAUAAAAAUUUUAGAAGGAACAUGUAAGAUUCAUAUAACUAUGAUUUUUCGAUCA